UACACGCGUAAUCUAAAGCGCCAUAAAGUCACCCUCCCUGCAACCUAUGGUCAGCUGUACAUUUUCAGCAGGUUUCGGAACACACCUUUGGUGCGGGACACGUUCCCCAGGAUACAGUAUACACAGGUGUCGUGCGCAUCGCUGCGCCCAGGUCGCCGAGGAUUAGCGGGCGCGCAUGACAAUUCGGUCGCAGGUGAGGUGAGAGCUGGUAAGGAACGUAUGCGGAAGAGGUUAACGAUCGUACGCUCGCAUUCGCAAUGAGGGGAAUUCUGUGCUCGCUCGUGAUCCUCGCGAACCUGUGCGAGCGAUACGCGGUAGCGGAGCACGACGAGGACGCGUCCACGGAUCUGUUUGUGAUCGAGGGGAAGGUGUUCCCCUGGGACAACGCUGCCUCCACCGGGUGGCAGCUGAUGACGCACGUGAUGGCAAACGGUGGCGAACACUACGGCUUUCUGAGGGAAGAUGGCACGUUUAUAAUCACGAACGUCCCGUCCGGCUCUUACAUGGUGGAGGUGGUGAACCCGAAUUACGUUUACGAGCCAGUCCGGGUGGAGAUCAAUCAGAAAGGGAAAUUCCGGGCUCGUAAGGUCAAUUUGAUACAGACGUCGCAGGUGAUUCAGGUGCCCUAUCCGUUGAAAAUGAGGCCUCUGGCGCCGUUCCGAUAUUUCCAAGUCAGAGAGCAGUGGCGGUUAACGGAUUUCCUGUUCAAUCCCAUGGUUUUAAUGAUGGUUCUGCCGCUUAUACUGAUCAUGAUUCUGCCGAAAAUAAUGAACGAUCCUGAAACUAGGAAGGAAAUGGAGCAAUUAAAUAAUCUCACUAUCUAUAAUAUGCCAGAAAUGUCUGAAGUAAUAACGUCUUUUCUUUCUGGAGGAGAAAAACAAAAAUCAAAGGCUGUAAAAGCUGCUAAGAAAAGACAAUAAUGUAUUAGUUUAGUUUUAUUACCUGUAGAUUAUUAUAUGUAUAUGUUUACUCUAGUCGUUAAAAUAUAUUUAAGAUACCGACGACGAGGAACGUUCCAAUUUCUUGAAUCGAGUCUCGCGCGAGAUUGUCAAUGCGUUAAGCCUUUAAGCUCUACCGUUUUCAAAGUGCUUGAUAUACUUCUGCAGUCUCGCAACUCGCUGGAUUCGCGUCUCUCACGUCAACCGGAGAAACAACGGCGACAACUUUCGAACUUGGUACUCAAUUCGUUUUCACGCGGUUACUUUGUAUAUAACUGCAAUUUCGUAAAGUAGAGAAAUAGCUUCGUACGAAUGUAAGUAGAGGAAAAAUCUGACCUAACGUAACGACACACUAACGAUUGUGAUUGUACUCUGCGUCACAAAGAUGUUAUUUUGUUUACACUCUCUUGUGUCGGUCGCUCUCUGUGAUGUCUAGAUUAAUCCUGUCUUAUGUAAGGUGUCUAGGCACAAGAUACAAUUUUCUAAAUCCUGAAACGGGCGUGUAUCUGUAAUACCACGAAUAAAUAACAAUUGUGUAUAAAUUUUGGAAA
Molecule: messenger RNA, 1489 nt
Organism: Vollenhovia emeryi
Lineage: Eukaryota; Metazoa; Arthropoda; Insecta; Hymenoptera; Formicidae
Gene: EMC7
Product: ER membrane protein complex subunit 7
Exons: 4
Coding region: 258-920 (220 amino acids)
Cellular component (GO): EMC complex
Molecular function (GO): carbohydrate binding
Source: RefSeq, a predicted model, not a curated record